This is a messenger RNA of Pan troglodytes (chimpanzee), 2206 nucleotides long. Its product is annotated as tyrosine-protein phosphatase non-receptor type substrate 1. The coding region runs from base 1 to 1512 and encodes 503 amino acids. The record is from RefSeq and is a predicted model, not a curated record. The transcript has a single exon. Lineage: Eukaryota; Metazoa; Chordata; Mammalia; Primates; Hominidae.
AUGGAGCCCGCGGGCCGGGCGCCCGGCCGCCUCGGGCCGCUGCUCUGCCUGCUGCUCCCCGCGUCCUGCGCCUGGUCAGGAGUGGCGGGUGAGGAGGAGCUGCAGGUGAUUCAGCCUGAGAAGUCUGUAUCAGUUGCAGCUGGAGAGUCGGCCGCUCUGCAGUGCACUGUGACCUCCCUGAACCCUGUGGGGCCCAUCCAGUGGUUCAGAGGAGCUGGACCAGGCCGGAAAUUAAUCUACCAUCAAAAAGAAGGCCACUUCCCCCGGGCGACAACUGUUUCAGACCUCACAAAGAGAACCAACAUGGACUUUUCCAUCCGCAUCAGUAACAUCACCCCAGCAGAUGCCGGCACCUACUACUGUGUGAAGUUCCAGAAAGGGAGCCCUGACGUGGAGUUGAAGUCUGGAGCAGGCACUGAGCUGUCUGUGCGUGCCAAACCCUCUGCCCCCGUGGUAUCGGGCCCCGCAGCGAGGGCCACACCUGAGCACACAGUGAGCUUCACCUGCGAGUCUCAUGGCUUCUCACCCAGAGACAUCAGCCUGAAAUGGUUCAAAAAUGGGAAUCAGCUCUCAGACUUCCAGACCAACGUGGACCCCGCAGGAGAGAGCGUGUCCUACAGCAUCCACAGCACAGCCAAUGUGGUGCUGACCCACGGGGACAUUCACUCUCAAGUCAUCUGCGAGGUGGCCCACGUCACCUUGCAGGGGGACUCUUUUCAUGGGACUGCCAACUUGUCUGAGACUAUCCAAGUUCCACCCACCUUGGAGGUUACUCAACAGCCCAGGAGGGCAGAGAACCAGGUGAAUAUCACCUGCCAGGUGACGAAAUUCUACCCCCAGAGACUACGGUUGACCUGGUUGGAGAACGGCAAUGUGUCCCGGACAGAAACGGCCUCAACUCUUACAGAGAACAAGGAUGGCACCUACAGCUGGAUGAGCUGGCUCCUGGUGAAUGUAUCUGCCCACAGGGAUGAUGUGAAGCUCACCUGCCAGGUGGAGCAUGACGGGCAGUCAGCGGUCAGCAAAAGCCAUGACCUGAAGGUCUCAGCCCACCCAAAGGAGCAGGGCUCAAAUACCGCCGCUGAGAACACUGGACCUAAUGAACAGAACAUCUAUAUUGUGGUGGGCGUGGUGUGCACCUUGCUGGUGGCCCUACUGAUGGCGGCUCUCUACCUCGUCCGAAUCCGACAGAAGAAAGCCCAGGGCUCCACUUCUUCUACAAGGUUGCAUGAACCCGAGAAGAAUGCCAGAAAAAUAACCCAGGACACAAAUGAUAUCACAUAUGCGGACCUGAACCUGCCCAAGGGGAAGAAGCCUGCUCCCCAGGCCGCGGAGCCCAACAACCACACAGAGUAUGCCAGCAUUCAGACCAGCCUGCAGCCCGCGUCGGAGGACACCCUCACCUAUGCUGACCUGGACAUGGUCCACCUCAACCGGACCCCCAAGCAGCUGGCUCCCAAGCCCGAGCUGUCCUUCUCAGAGUAUGCCAGCAUCCAGGUCCUGAGGAAGUAAAUGGGACCGUGGUUUGCUCUAGCACCAAUCUCCAUGCUCUUCCUUGUCCCACAGGGAGCCGCCAUGAUGAGCACAGCCAGCCCAGUUCCCGGAGGGCUGGGGCGAUGCAGGCUCUGGGACCCAGGGGCCAGGGUGGCUCUUCUCUCCCCACCCCUCCUUGGCUCUCCAGCAGCCACGGCCCCCUCUCCCCACAUUGCCACACACCUGGAGGCUGACGUUGCCAAACCAGCCAGGGAACCAACCUGGGAAGCGGCCAGAACUGCCUGGGGUCCAAGAACUCUUGUGCCUCCGUCCAUCACCAUGUGGGUUUUGAAGACCCUUGACUGCCUCCCCGAUGCUCCGAAGCCUGAUCUUCCAGGGUGGGGAGGAGAAAAUCCCACCUCCCCUGACCUCCACCACCACCACCACCACCCCCCAACUGGGGCUUGAGUGGGGAAGAUUUCCCCUUUAGAUCAAACUACCCCUUCCAUGGAAAAGCUGGAAAAAAACUCUGGAACCCAUAUCCAGACCGGGUGAGGUUGCUGCCAACAGUCCUGGCCUCCCCCAUCCCUAGGCUAAAGAGCCAUGAGUCCUGGAGGAGGAGAGGAUCCCUCCCAAAGGACUGGAGACAAAACCCUCCGCUUCCUCAGGUCCCUCCAAGACUCCCUGGGGCCCAACUGUGUUGCUCCACCCGGACCCAUCUCUCCCUUCUAGA